UUUAUAUACUUUCAUUUGGGUGACUUCAGAUAGAUUCAUGACAUUUCCUCUGGUGUGCCUUUAUAAUAAUCAGUAAUGCGGAUUGCCGUUGGCAGAUUUUAAAUCCCAGUUCUGUAAAACGUAUUACACGUUUAAAAACUGGACAAAUCUGAAAUUCUGGUGUUAGGCUUCCGUCUCCAAUGGAGGGUACCGUUAUUGCAAGUUUGUUAGGAAGUUUACCUUUCCGUACGUACCAUGUGCAUUGAUCAAUAUUAGGAAGGCAUAUUUUGCUUCAUCAACGAUAAUAAUCCGAUCACGUGUCGACCAUGUACUUGGGUAUAUUUGUGGAUACCCACUGAACCAAUACACUGCAAUAAGGCUAUUCUAAUGCAGAGCAAACUCAUUAUUAGAACCUAUCCCACAAUUACGUUCAGCCUUGACCAAGGUGAAUCUGAACAAUGGCGAUGAAUGGAACAUUCACGUGACUAGCACAUGAAUUGCUGUCGGAGGCAGUACCGACAAAAUGGAGGGCAAUGUGGCGUGUGUGGAGACCCCUGGGACGAACCACCACCUAGAGCUAACGAAAAUGGUGGCACUUUCGACUUCGGAAUCAUUUCGCGCAUUUAUAAAAUUGGUAAAACAAUCACAGCUAAAGUCGACAUCACUGCAAAUCACAGAGGUUGGUUUGAAUUUCGUUUAUGUCCAAAUGACGAGCCUACUGUACAGGUUACUCACGAGUGCCUGGAUCAAUAUCUCUUGGAACUCGCCGACGGCUCAGGAACACGCUGGGAAGUCAGUUCAGAUGAGAAAAGAUUGUUUGAGAUCCAACUUCGUUUGCCAUCCUUCCUCCGCUGUGAGCACUGUGUUUUCCAAUGGAAAUACCAUGCAGGAAAUACAUGGGGGACUAGAGAACAAGAGGAGUUUUACGGUUGUGCAGAUAUCCAGAUCACCGAUGAUGACGCAAAACUGACAGUCAGUUCGACAAUUGCGACUGGUGUAACAACAAGCACAUUUCCAAUUACUAGCAGCACAACUACCGCAUCGGCCCUCCUGGAGACUGAUUCAGCAGCGAUUGAACCCUUGUCUUCCAAACCAACAAGUAAACAAUGUGUGGGUUUACCUCCGUACGACAGGAACAUAGCCAUAAACGAAUGGUGCACCGACCAGUGCAAUAAGAUACCAAUGUACUGCCCCCCUACUAUGUGUAUCUGUGAAUAUUAGCUCAUCCGCCGCACGAAGUCCUAUGACGCCACCCAAUUUUGGACAAAACACCGCGGAUACCUGUCAUGAUUUACCUGGCGAUAGUAACCAAAUCAUUUGACUUACCAACUGCCAGUUUUUAUGAACAAUAAAUGCUUGAAAUAUUUUUUUCCUAAUUUUGACCGAUAGCUUCCUUUGAAUUUUUUAAUAACCCGUCUUUUUUCUUUGUGGAUCAACUUAUCAAAUUUGCGUCAUCAUUGAGAUAGGCUAAUUAAAAUUGACAUUUCAACAUUUAGGAUUUCAGACCUCAUAAGUACAAACAAAUAAGGAAAUAUUGUUUUACUACGUUCCGCAUGCUCUAUAAUGAUUGGCACGGCUAUUAACUGGAGACAAAUAUGUUAAUGAGGUUUGUCAUCGAAAUAAACAUUUCCGUCACGGGAGACAGAAGUCGCCGUAUCGGAAGC
Messenger RNA from Lingula anatina, 1643 nucleotides. RefSeq lists its product as uncharacterized. Lineage: Eukaryota; Metazoa; Brachiopoda; Lingulata; Lingulida; Lingulidae. The record is from RefSeq and is a predicted model, not a curated record.